This is a messenger RNA of Triticum urartu, 2000 nucleotides long. RefSeq lists its product as uncharacterized. Lineage: Eukaryota; Viridiplantae; Streptophyta; Magnoliopsida; Poales; Poaceae. The record is from RefSeq and is a predicted model, not a curated record.
CUUUUCGGAGAUUGCAGCACUAUUCCCUGAAGCGAGCCUCCCCCCCAAAAAGCGAGCCCCCUCCCGAGCGCGAAGCUAGGGUUUCUAGCCGCCGCCACCGCUGCCGGCCCGCCGCCGCGGCGCGCCCAGCCGGCCGAAGCCUCCGCUGCCCCGCCCCCGGUACAGGAUCCCAGCAGCGCCUCCCUCCGUCAAGCAGCCGCUCCCACCAGCAGCGCCCCCCUCCCCGGAGCAGGCGCUCCCACCCAGCAACGCUGCCGACCGGAGCUACGCCGGCGACCAGUCCAUAGGCAGUUGGAACAGGGCAUCAACAUUGUCAAUUGGAGGGGCUUGGAACUGCUUCGGAAUCCACAGUAGAGCAAACACGAAGGAUAAUGGCUCAUCGUGGACACCUAGAUGGACUAAUGCGCCAUGGUGCAUUCUCUGGAGCCGGCCUCUCUGGCCGCCAGCCUUUGGAGCCUUCUCCUGCCACCAUACUGGAGAUCCUGGAAAACAAGCUUGCCGUGCAGACCGCAGAGGCAGAAAAACUUAUCCGAGAAAAUCAGCGAUUGGCAGAUAGCCAUGCAGCCUUGAGAAAGGAUAUUAUUGACACUGAGACAGAAAUGCAAAUGAUUCGCACCCACCUAGGUGAUGUCCAGGUAGAGACUGAUAUGCACAUGAGAGAUUUGGUGGAGAGAAUCAGAUUAAUGGAGGCAGACAUACAGGCUGGUGACGCAGUGAAGAAGGAACUUCACCAAGUGCAUAUGGAGGCAAAGCGACUUAUUACUGAAAGGCAGAUGCUUACUAAUGACUUAGAGGCUGCGACUAAAGAACUACAGAAGUACUCUGGUGACAAUAGUAACCUUACUGAAUUGGUUGCGGAGCUAGAUGGUCUACGGAAAGAGCAUCACAGUCUAAGAUCUGCCUUCGAGUAUGAGAAAAACACAAACAUCAAGCAAGUUGAGCAGAUGCGGACCAUGGAAAUGAACUUGAUAACCAUGACUAAAGAGGCGGACAAGUUACGAGCUGAUUUGGCAAAUGCUGCAAACAGAGCACAUGCAGCACAGGUUACACCUCCACAGCCUGGGACAGGACAAGCUGCAGCGGCUUCAGCAGCCACAAAUCCAUAUGCAAGUGCAUAUACCAGUCACCCCUCUGCAUAUCAGCAAGGAACUUCCCAAGCCGCGGCAUACCAGCAGGGAACUGCCCAAGCCGCGGCAUACCAGCAAGGAACUCCCCAAUCCGCGGCAUACCAGCAAGGAACCCCCCAAUCCGCGGCAUACCAGCAAGGAGCCCCCCAAUCCGCGGCAUACCAGCAAGGAGCCCCCCAAGCCGCGGCAUAUCAGCAAGGAGCCCCCCAAGCCGCAGCAUAUCAGCAAGGAGCCCCCCAAGCUGGAGCAUAUCAGCAAGGAGCCCCCCAAGCUGGAGCAUAUCAGCAAGGAGCCCCCCAAGCUGGAGCAUAUCAACAAGGGACAUACGGUUACCCAACAGCCUAUGAUUCUGCCACCGCUUACCAGCUGCAUGCUAAUGCGUAUGCUAGCUAUUCUGGCUAUCCAGUUGCAGGCUAUGCACAACCUAGCUAUCCUGGCACGUAUGCUGCACCUCAGCAGCACCCAGUAGCCAGUGGCGCGGCUACUGAUACCACAAGCGCGUACGGUGCCGCUGGCAGCACAGGAUAUCCUGCUGCACCGGUUCAGGCAAGCAGCGGGGCUGCUAACGCGGGGCAAGCGGCGCCGCCAGCUUCUUAUCCUGCAACAUAUGACCCAACCAAAGCAGCCCAGAGGUGAAGUCCGGGGUUGUAACCUGAAGACGGCCUGUGUGCCUGCAUAUUUUAUCAAAAAAUUCUCAGGCCUCUUAUUUCCUUCAUGUACAUUCAUUCACUCCCUGUAGCUUUAUGCACACCAUGGAGCCGCUGCAAGUUGCAGUUUAUGGUCUGAGUCUUGAAUUGAUCUGUAUCUCUUGUUUUGCUGGAUGGUUGAAUUGAUUGGCGCAGCUGUUGAUUAAUAUCAGGGAUGUUAGAAUGA